Linum trigynum is the source of this 2347-nucleotide messenger RNA. NCBI's taxonomy places the organism in Eukaryota, Viridiplantae, Streptophyta, Magnoliopsida, Malpighiales, Linaceae. The record is from the annotation of a GenBank genome assembly.
UCCUUUUACGGUCCAUUUUUUUUAAAAAAGGGGUAACAUUGUUAAUUGUUAUCUCCUUCCUUCCUCCGCAAAAGGGAUUCUUUCCACACAAAAAAGAAGAAACGAAACUUACCCUUUCAUCUUCCGCUCAAAGUCGCAGCCAUUUCAGGCUUUCUCCAUCUCUAUCUGAGACUCGCAAUAUUUUCUUUCCUUUCGUUGCCUUGAAUUCAAGAUUUCUUCCGCUGUCCCCUCGAUAAAAUCUCUUGUGGGUCUGCGUGAAUUUGCUGUUCGGGGUCAAAUCUGUCGCUCAAUUGGGAUUUUGCGUUUCUCUGUUUAGGGAUGUGAAAAUUUCUUCGACGGGUACGGAAUUGAAAAGCAGGCAGCAAUGAAGUCCGGCAAUGCGUUAGUGAUUGGGUUGAGCCUAGUGUUUGGUUGUCUCUUUCUAGCCCUCGCUGCGGAGCUCUACUAUCUGCUAUGGUGGAAGAGGAGAAUCAGCAGCCGGGAGAGUGAAGGGGAAGACGCCGAAGAUUUCAGCCGUGGCAGCAACAGCGGUGGGAAUUACGCCAAGGAGUUGAUUCAUCUCGUCUGCUGGAAGAAGCCUUCAUCCUCGGACGCCGCCGCCAAACCCGACCCGAAGCCCCAUUCCCAAUCCGAACCCGACCUGGAGCUCGGCUCAGACGAGGGGAAAGAUUCGCUGCUCAAAGGCGGCGCUGCCGGGGAAGGAGGAGGAGGAGGGGAAGAGAGCGUGGAAUUGGAGCUGAUGCGGCUGCACAAUCUCGCCGGGCCGCCGCGGUUUCUGUUCACGAUUAACGAGGAGUCGAAGGAGGAUUUGGAGUCGGAGGACGGGAAAUCGAGAUUGGGCAGCCGGCAAGGGUCGAGGACCAAGAGCCUGAGCGACAUUCUCCUCGCUGUCGAUACGGCGACGCCGCUGUUCACCCCUCUGGAAUCUCCCCGCUACUCCAACCCUCUGGAGUCGUAUCACCGCCAAGGGUUCAACCCUUUAUUUGAAUCUUCUGCAGAAGCAGAGCUCAACCGGCUGAGAUCCUCGCCGCCGCCCAAGUUCAAGUUCUUGAGAGACGCCGAGGAAAAGCUGCUGAGGAGGCUGUUGGAAGAGGCCCAGCGCCGCGGCGUCGGCAGCGAUGGGGAAUCCAAGGGUUCCGUCCUGGGUUUGGAGGAGGGGAAGCCUCUGUAUCCAGCAAUGGCGGCGGAAGUAAUGGGAGGGUCGUUUCUGGGGUUUCUGUAUGCGAAAAACAGAGAGGUCCGAGUCCAUCGUCUGCCUCCAUUGUCUUCCUCCACCACUUCUUCUCAGGUAAUUCCGUUGGCUUCUUCCCCAACGUCGACGAUUUCGGACCUUUAGUCGUAAAAUCAGAGAUGGGUUUAGCUUAAUUUUGUUAGAUUUAACCUGUAAUUGAGUCUCAUUUCGUUCUUCCUCUCGGGUUUUAUUACCUCAUAUUCAUUCCCUUUCCCAAUCCCCAGUUCAUUCUUGCUCAGAAUGGACAGAUAGACUACUUGAGAUAUGUUUUUUCCCUUCUUCUCCCCCAUUAUUGCAUCUGCUCUGUAUAUAUCCUGAUUUUGUUUUAUCAUAUGCUGCUUGCUUCACAUGGGUUGUGGUUAUUAUUGGUGAUGAAUGAAACCAUGGCUGGCUAGCUGGAGAGCCAGAGUGCGACAAUAACAUUUGUUUGGGAUGGAGCCCACGCCACGCCCCUCGAUCGGUUCCAUUCCGUGGCAAAAAUCUGUCAGAAGUGGUUAUAGUAUACUGUAUGUACAGUAGUGCUUGGCUCAAGUGGGAAGAGCAGAUUCUGGUUUCAAACGCCAUUGAUGGUCCCUCCAAACUCGUUAUCCAGUCUAGGGUUGUUAGGAGGAGGUUGAUUCUUUAAAAGUUUGAAACAGAAGAAAUUGGCCGCCGCACAAUUCGUUGGUGCAAGCGCGUAACGAUGAUAAAUCAUAAUUAAGGGAAUGGCUUACAGCUAAUGCUCGUGUGUUCUUGCAAGUGAAAACAGCUUUGAUUUGAGGAUGAAAUAGUUGAACUUUGUGGCAUGAACUGGUUAUUUUUUUCUCUUCCCAAUCUGCUCUUUUCUUUUACCUUCCUUUUUUCUGAACACUUUUCGUGAUUAGAGGGGGGAGAGAAGCAAAGAGGAGGAGGAAAAGGCAAAAAGCUUCUAGAUUCUUGAUUAUUCUUCUUUUCUCUUGUUCUUUCCUUGGCCUUUUGGGUUUUAUGCGAUUAGUAAUGGCGAAAACACAAUAUGAACUUGAGUAGCAGCUAAAAAUAUGAUAGUAUGGCAACUUUUUACAAUCGAAUUGUCCUGUCAUUUUACAAUAUUUUUUUUCUAAUUGUACGAUAAUCUCAUAAUGAAUAUCGAAGGGGGCG